AUGGAUCGGAGCCGCAAACAGCGCAAGAGUACGGCCCGACAGGCUGCGCACCAUGCCUACCUGGCCCAGGCCAUCGCAGACCUCGCUCGGUGGGGUUUCAGCCUUGCUAUCCUCAGACCCCGCUCGCCACGCAUCUCGAAAGUCUGGCUCCUCUCCGUCUUGCCGGUCGCCACCGCACUCCUGUUGCGCGCUUGGAUUUGCACCUUCGACUCUUUCGACGACCUAGAGGCUCUCCAUCUGUGCCACAACCUCGUCCAGCUCUGCUUUCGAGGUGCGGUAGCGCUCUUCGGCCUCCUCGUACUUCUUCUCCCACGUAGCCACUUCGCGUUCGAGCGUUGCCACCUGUCGCUCAAAGUGCUCGGCCUUGACGUCAACCUGUCGCAGCCUAUGUCGCGGUGCGCGUAG
This is a messenger RNA of Pseudozyma hubeiensis SY62, 405 nucleotides long. Its product is annotated as ATP-dependent RNA helicase A. NCBI's taxonomy places the organism in Eukaryota, Fungi, Basidiomycota, Ustilaginomycetes, Ustilaginales, Ustilaginaceae. The record is from RefSeq and is a predicted model, not a curated record. Bases 1 to 405 code for a protein of 134 amino acids. The transcript has a single exon.